AUGCCACCGCACUCGAAUUUCGACUCCUUAGAGAACAUGGUUUCAAUGUCUCAGAAGGAUCAUAAUAUCAACGAUAUUGAUGUCCUUGACAUGGCCGUCGAAGCGCUAGAGAUGCCGUACCAUUGGAGAAUGAAAAGGCUAGAAACGAAACGGUACAUAGAUGUGUACAAUAAACAUGAUCUCUUGAUUGAAUUCGCCAAGAUCGACUUUAAUAUUGUACAAGCGGUUCAUCAAGAAGAACUCAAGUACCUCUCAAGAUGGGAUGUAAAUCGGCUUGAUGAACUUCCCGAGUACAUGAAGCUGUGUUACCUUGUGUUGCACAAUGAAACAAAUGGUAUUGGUCGUGAUAUACUCAAAGAUAAAAAUAUCAAUGUGAUCCCAUUCCUAAGAAAAUCGUGGGAAGAUUUAUGUAAAGCAUAUCUAGUUGAAGCAAAGUGGCACAAAAGAAGACAUAAACCAAGUGUUGAAGAAUACAUGCGUUAUGCUUGGAUUUCAAGCUCGGUCCCAACUUCACUGCUCCACUUUUACUGCGUAUUUUCCGACCAAAUCUCUAGUCAGGUCUUGGAGACUUUGUCACAACACCAACAACACGUCGUCCGAUGUUCUGCCAACGUGUUACGCCUAGCCAACGACCUUGCAACCUCGCCGGAUGAAUUGAAAAGAGGAGAAGUUUUCAAAUCGGUCCAGUGUUACAUGAAUGAGACAGGAGUUUCGGAAGAGAAGGCGUGCGCGUACAUGAAGCAGAUGAUCAGCGACACAUGGACUGAGAUAAAUUACGAGAAAAUUUCGAACGAUUCAUCGAUACUUCCCCGAGGUUUUGUGGAAGCUGCAAUAAACUUGGCACGUACGUCGCAGUGCAUGUAUCAAUAUGGCGAUGGCCACGGCUCUCCCGACAAAGCUAAGACUGUUGAUCGUGUCAUGUCUUUAUUAGUUAAUCCCGUUCCUUUGGACUAA
This is a messenger RNA of Microthlaspi erraticum, 954 nucleotides long. The record is from the annotation of a GenBank genome assembly. NCBI's taxonomy places the organism in Eukaryota, Viridiplantae, Streptophyta, Magnoliopsida, Brassicales, Brassicaceae.